AUGUCUUUCGGUUUAGGCGGCACCCGCGUGGAUGCAAAACGUGCCAUUGGGAUUGAUCGGUCAAGAGCAUUCGCUCAUGGUCAGCCGUAUGGUUUCAACAUCAGCAAGAUGUCAAUUUACUUACUUUUCCGCUUUGUCGCUUGUGGACCGCAAGUGCCAACACUGAUAAAGGGAGUAAGAAGUAGUUCCCGCACCAGGAUUUGCUUCGAGGUCGGCGCCCGUUUUAUCGGACCCAUUGAAGGUUGGGGCCCUCUGAGUGACCUUGACACCUUCUUUCUAGGAGAGUCAAGCCCCGAUGACUCGGAGGAACUACCGCCUAUACUUCGCAAACGUCUGCCAUACAGCGCAUCGGCCGUCAAAGAGGAAUUUGCGGAGGCCCAGAAGGUCAGCUGGAUCAAGAUGUGGACGGCCUCCCCACGCUUCGCAAGAUUUCAGCACGUCGACACGGCCUUCCCGUUCAACAAGUACCGAAAGACCGUCAUAGCACUCUCCAGAGCACAGUCGAGCCUGCUCUUCCAACUCCGGACAGGGCAUAUCCCACUCAACAGCUACCUUCACCGCAUCAAGAAGUCAGUCACCAGGCGCUAUGCGAGUUGCUGGGAUGCCGGACGUGGAUCGAUACUAGUUGAGACGGCCCCAUACACUACCUAUUCGAGUGAACGUCUCUUUACAGCUCAAGACAAGACAGUCGAGUUGGCUCCGGCCAGCGGGUUCGCCCACACAAUUCACCCCCAUUCUUUAUCCGCUUCACAGUCUGUGGACCUCAAGCGCAAGACUCCUCACUGGCACAACAGCACACACGCUAUUAUGCGACCACCGUUACAAGCAACACACGUUAUACAACAAACACACAAAACUUCUAUUACGCACGUCCCUACAUUGACUGUACCUAUCCUCGCGAUUGGGUACUUGGAAGACGAAACUUACCUCCAGACGGAUUACGAAAACCAGCGGAACGAUAGGACUACCCUGCCCACAUACUAG
Molecule: messenger RNA, 984 nt
Organism: Laccaria bicolor S238N-H82
Lineage: Eukaryota; Fungi; Basidiomycota; Agaricomycetes; Agaricales; Hydnangiaceae
Exons: 6
Coding region: 1-984 (327 amino acids)
Source: RefSeq, a predicted model, not a curated record